Aspergillus thermomutatus is the source of this 1656-nucleotide messenger RNA. RefSeq names its product bifunctional metallophosphatase/5'-nucleotidase. The transcript has 6 exons. Bases 1 to 1656 code for a protein of 551 amino acids. NCBI's taxonomy places the organism in Eukaryota, Fungi, Ascomycota, Eurotiomycetes, Eurotiales, Aspergillaceae. The record is from RefSeq and is a predicted model, not a curated record. Gene Ontology annotation, molecular function: hydrolase activity. Gene Ontology annotation, biological process: nucleotide catabolic process.
AUGGCUACUGAGAUAUGCAUCCUGCAUUUCAACGAUGUCUACCACGUCAACGACGUCGAGCUCAUAUCUCGCUUCGCCGGCUUGAUCAGGUCUUUCGACCCCAAGACACUGGUGAUCUUCAGCGGCGAUGGCUUCUCGCCUUCCCUGGAGGCCUCCCUCCUGAAAGGAGAGCACAUGGUUCCGUUCCUGAACCACCUCAAUGUCGAUGUAGCCUGUUACGGGAACCAUGACUUCGAUUUCGGGGAAACGAGACUCAUGGAACUAUCACGCAAAGUGCACUUUCCCUGGGCCCUGUCCAACGUAAGUAGAAUGACUGAGGACGGCGAUUUCUCGACAGAGCCCCUUGCCUGUGGUGAGCGGUAUAUUAUCCGGACAGUGCAGGGGUACAAAGUCGGAUUUAUUGGCUUGGCUGGGACAGAUUGGCCGUCAAACUGCCAGAACUUACCCCCGGUGUACAUAAUGGAUCCCGCCGUGGUCGCUCAAGAGCUCGCGAGAUACCUGCGUCUCAACGAGGGUUGCGACUUUGUAAUCGCCAUCUCUCACUCACGACUCGCCGAGGAUAUCAGAACCGCAAAUGCUGCAGCAUACGGGGCUGGCAAGGUUGAUCUGAUACUCGGGGGUCACGAUCACGAGGUCCUCCAUCGCUUCCAUGGGGACACAGAGGACGACUCGGAAAUCAUCCAGCAGGGCACGAGAAACGAGGACAUUGUGUCCGAUGGCGUAAUCGACCAGGUAGCCGGAGACAUUCGCAUCGUCAAAAGCGGGACAAACUGGCGAAGCUUAUCCAUUGUCCGCUUGAUAGCCAGGAGACUUCCAGACGGAAGAGCUACAAUAGCAACCGUCAAGCUCAAGCAAUACGUCGACAUCGCCCAGAGCUCAGAAUUCAUCUCACUCCCCCUUUGCCCCCAUAUCCGCAAAGUAGCGGCCGGGAUCCAGCAGCGUGUCGGCAGCGUAGUCCAGAAGCCUCUCAUGCACACGACGACCCCGCUCGACGGCCGCUGCAGUGUGAUUCGCAGCUCGGAGACGAACCUAGGCAACAUGCUCGCAGACGUCUACCGCGCCUACUACGGCGCCGACAUUGCACUCGUCAACAGCGGCUCAAUCAGAUGUGACCGGAUCAUCGAGCCAGCAUCAUCCCCGCUCCGUGCCAAGGAUAUCAUCGAGAUCUGCUCGUUCGAGAACCCCCUGGUCGUCAAACGCGUCAGCGGACACGCCCUCCACGCGGCCCUCGAAAACUCCAUCUCGGACCUCCACGUCGACGGGCGAUUCAUGCAAUGCUCCGGCCUACGCAUCCUCGCCGACUGGCAGCACCGAGAGGGCCACCGGAUCCUGCACCUGUCUCUCGCGCAAACACCCUCCGCGCCAGCGAAGCGGAUCGUCCCGUCGCAGAUGUACACCGUCGUCAUGUCGUCAUUCGUCGCGGCAGGGUUUGACGGAUAUACCUGUUUCCAGAGCGCGGAGACUCUUGUCGACAAGGAGACGGCUGUGACGGAUUCCGGGCUACUCUUGCAGGUCUUCGGAUAUGAGAAGGGGGGGUUGAACGGUGGUGAUACCACCGGUAUAGAUAGAGCCCGGAGGGCUAUCGUCUGUGGAAAGCAUGGGCUGGACAAGUUGCCGAUUGUGAGUCCCAUUGUUGAGGCGAGGAUUCAACUAUGA